AUGGGACUUUCUGAAGGAUUCUUGGCAACACCUUUGCAAUUCGCCUCUACAAACUACAUUAUACCAAGCUUACCAGCACAUUAUAUAGCAUAUGGCUGUAAAAAUGUGCUGGCCCUUUCACCAAUUUAUCAAAAUACUACUGUUAGUAUACAUUUGAAAUUGACAAGAGGUGCUAUAACGUAUGGAAGCAAAAAAUAUAAUAACAACGACAUAAUUAAACUUGUAAUAAACAAAUACAGAACGUUACAAUUAUCACAUACAUCUGACUUAUCAGGAACCAUGGUAACAUCAUCAAAACCAGUAAUUGUCGUCAGUGGUAAUGAUUGUAAUACUGCAGUUCCAGCCGUUAUUAGUUUAGGUGGCUGUAAUCCAUUUACAGAAUCAGUAUUACCCAAUGAUCAACUAGAUAAUAUGUUUAUAACUCCAUAUAUAUCGACUCGUUUGAACAAUACUGUACGUAUACAGGCGGUAAACAGUACGAAUUUGACCAUUAAAACUGGUAACAAGACAAUAUCAAAAACCAUUAACGCAAGAGAUUUCUUCGAUUUUUAUUACAACACGAUCUCUUUUAUUUCAUCAUCUGAUGACAUACUUGUCAUGUCAUAUCCACACGGUUUAAGUUCGGGCAAAGGAGAUCCUUUUAUGAUGACGAUUCCAGGUAUAAAUCAAUACCUGUAUGAAUAUGAUUUCGUAGUACCAACAAGAUUUGACAGCUUUAUUAGCAUAUCGGUACAGAGCGAUGCUAUUAAUGAGUUUUUGCUUGAUAGUAAUUCUUCAAAUAGUCGAAGUAGUGUUUUCAGUAUUUCAGAAGGCUUAUAUAAUUUCAGCACUUUCAGUAUGCCAAUAACAAGCGGUUUUCAUCAUAUUGAACAUAGACAAAAAAUUAGAUUCGGUUUAUGGGUUUACGGUAAUGGAUACUCUGCUGUAUACGGGUUCCCUGCUGGAUUGGCAUAUAAAGAUUUAAUUUAA
This is a messenger RNA of Mytilus trossulus (common blue mussel), 969 nucleotides long. RefSeq names its product IgGFc-binding protein-like. The coding region runs from base 1 to 969 and encodes 322 amino acids. Lineage: Eukaryota; Metazoa; Mollusca; Bivalvia; Mytilida; Mytilidae. The transcript has a single exon. The record is from RefSeq and is a predicted model, not a curated record.